Molecule: messenger RNA, 504 nt
Organism: Zingiber officinale
Lineage: Eukaryota; Viridiplantae; Streptophyta; Magnoliopsida; Zingiberales; Zingiberaceae
Product: zinc finger protein GIS3-like
Exons: 1
Coding region: 1-504 (167 amino acids)
Biological process (GO): cytokinin-activated signaling pathway; trichome morphogenesis; trichome differentiation
Cellular component (GO): nucleus
Molecular function (GO): transcription cis-regulatory region binding; DNA-binding transcription factor activity
Source: RefSeq, a predicted model, not a curated record
AUGGCGAGAGUAGUGGAGUGCCGCGCCAAGUCGUCCCCGAGCGGUACUGCCGGCCUCAAGCUCUUCGGGUUCCGCGUGCCCGACAAGGAUGCGGCGGCAGGUGACGUGGGCGGCGGCGGGAGGAAGUACGAGUGCCAGUACUGCUGCCGGGAGUUCUCCAACUCGCAGGCGCUGGGCGGCCACCAAAACGCCCACAAGAAGGAGCGACGGCAGCUGCGCCGCCGGGUCCUCCUCCACUGCCCCCCGCCGGCGGCGAGGAACCAGCUGGCUCUCUGUCCCCGGAGCGCUUCCCUGGCCGCUGCGAAUUGGGUCGUCGGAUACUCCCCGACGCCGUACUAUAAUUGCACGGAGGCGGCGGUGUACGGAGGUGGGCUCGCGCCUGCGGCCGGGUGGUGCUCAGACGAGAGCCGCACGAUCGACGGUGGUGCGGUGGUCGUAGAGGGUGGCGCGGAGGACGUCAUUGGGUUGGAUCUACGACUGAGACUCGCUCCGGCGGGCUUUUGA